AUGGGUAAAAAAAUCAUCCAUACUAAAGGAAAAGCAGGUAGCAGUAGAAAAACAAAAGCCGAGGCAGCUGAAAAUGUCUCAAAAAGAAAUAAAAUUGACGAGAAAGUAUCCGAAUCUGAUCCGGAUUUAAAGGAGGUAAGCGACUACGCCGAGUCUAAUGAAGAUGUCCUUCCCGAGCGUAGUGUUAGUCGUGACAGUGAAGAGAGCAAGGAAAGUGGGAGAAACAGUGAUGAUGGGGACAAUGAUCCCUUAUCCGUAAGUUUGUUAAGGUUCAUUUUCGUGGAGUGGUAUGAACUUCGAACUAUAAUGGACGAGGUCGGAUCUUUCCCAACGAAGAUAUCGGUCAGAUCAAGAAUGGCUGCUUAUCAAGAAUUUAAGCAAGUUCUUGUCGACCAGGAGUUGAAGAAAAGAUUCAAGUGGUCCUGUUUCGGACACCUAAGAAACCUGUCGAAACAUCUCAAGUUCAAUGGGCAGUUGGUCCAUUAUUUGUUGUUGCGAUGCGUCAAGAGGGAUAAGAUGCGUCAUGGGAUGUGGUUCUGCAUUAACAACAAGCCUGAUCAUUAUAAGCUUGUUGCUGCGCUCGAGGAAGCGAUGUUGGAUAUUGCUGCCUAUAUUAGAGAGAAAAGACUGAAGAAAAAGAACAGGAUGAGCGACAACACGAGAGAGUUGAAAAAGAAGCAGCAGCAGUUAAAGAAGAGGGAAAGGAAAAAGGAGAAAGAAGCCAAGGAAAAAGAAGAAGCUGAAAAAAUAGGAGCAACAGCUGAUGAAGAAGAAGAAGAAGAAGAAAAAGAAGAAGCUAACAAAGAAGAAGUUGAUAAAGACGCAGCUGCUGAGGAAGAAAAGGAAGGUCAGAAAGAAGCAAUUGUUGAAGGUGAAGGAAAAAAAGAAGGUGAGAAAGAAAAACAAGAUGGGUUCAUGGAUAUCGUUGAUGAAAUCAACAACACCUAUGCUGAUGAGGAGGAAAUUUUUUGA
Messenger RNA from Capsicum annuum, 972 nucleotides. Its product is annotated as DNA ligase 1-like. NCBI's taxonomy places the organism in Eukaryota, Viridiplantae, Streptophyta, Magnoliopsida, Solanales, Solanaceae. The transcript is spliced from 4 exons. Bases 1 to 972 code for a protein of 323 amino acids. The record is from RefSeq and is a predicted model, not a curated record.